Glycine soja is the source of this 716-nucleotide messenger RNA. RefSeq names its product heavy metal-associated isoprenylated plant protein 39-like. The record is from RefSeq and is a predicted model, not a curated record. The coding region runs from base 115 to 510 and encodes 131 amino acids. NCBI's taxonomy places the organism in Eukaryota, Viridiplantae, Streptophyta, Magnoliopsida, Fabales, Fabaceae. Gene Ontology annotation, molecular function: metal ion binding. The transcript has 3 exons.
UUAUUUUAUUUUCUUUAAAUAUCAUCAAACAGAGCUUCAUUCAGUAAACUAGUUCAAAACAGUGAGCUCCUUCACUUGGACUCUUGUUUGGCUUUCCUAGCAACCUUCGUGUCAAUGAAUAAAGUUGUGCUACAUGUGGAACUACACGAUGGCAAAAUUAAGAAAAAAGCCAUGAAGAUAGUCUCCAAUCUUUCAGGGGUUGAAUCAGUCUCAAUGGAUAUGAAAGACCAGAAAUUGACCUUAAUUGGAGAUGUCGACCCUGUGGUUGCAGUGGAGAAGCUGAGGAAGCUGUGUGACACUCGCAUAGUCUCUGUUGGACCAGCCAAGGAAGAGAAUGAGGGAAAGAAUAAUGAAGUGGAGGCAGCAGAGAAUCAAAAUCAGAAUAACUUGGCUGAUAGUGUGAAUAUCUACGAAGCCUACCACAUACAUAAUCAGUAUCAGAUGAGGCAACAUCAUUAUUGUUGCACUAGUGUGGAAGAGAAUCCUAAUGAUGCCUGUGUCAUUUGCUAACUGCUAAGUUCAUUUUACAACAUCAUGGAACUCAAAAACAAAAUAAGAACUCUAGAAAAGUGCUUGCAUGGUUGUUCCAAGUUGUACUGGUGGAUUUCAUCCAUCUCAGCUUUCCUUUCUCCCUAGCUACCACUUAUUUUGUUAUUAUAUAUAUAUAGUCUCACUUUAUUAAUCAAUUUUAAUAUUAGAAACGUCUUUAAACUGUA